Messenger RNA from Ceutorhynchus assimilis (cabbage seed weevil), 2967 nucleotides. The record is from the annotation of a GenBank genome assembly. NCBI's taxonomy places the organism in Eukaryota, Metazoa, Arthropoda, Insecta, Coleoptera, Curculionidae.
CAAAAACCCAACAGCUGAUUUGGUGCCGACAAAGAUGCCAGGUCAGAGCGACGCCGGUAGUUCUGGCGACGUCGUUAUCCAGGCUAGAUAUCCAGGAGCUAGAGACGUUCGAGUUUAAUUCCCGAAUUCCCGUUCGUGGUAAAAAUAUACGCGCGCGGAAUUUUUAGCGCUCCGACGUCAUUUUUCAGUUUGAAAGUGUAGAUAAAUUUGGGAUAUUCAUUUUUUUUUUUGGCAACUGAAAAUAAGAGUGUUUAGGUCCAUGAUGAUCCUAGAUUGGCGAGAAUUAAAACAUUAUCUGGACACAAUCUAACUAAACAAGUUUUUUUAAAACCAGUAUAUUCAGAUCCUCCAGACCUGAACUGACAAAAUGACUGGAACGCUUUUCAGUGAAAAUUCAAAGUGAAUGUGAAAAAUGUCUAGUGACACUGAUGCGGCUAAGCAAAAGGGGCACUCGUCAGGAACCGUUAAGAAAAAACACAGAUCCAGAUCCAGUCCUAGAUCAAAAAAUGAUCUGGAUAAACCGAGAAAGAAAAGGAAUCUUAGUGCAGCUAACUCAUUUGCAUCCAUUCCAUAUGCUAUCAAAUUGUCUAUGUUAAAUAGUGGAUUGUUGCCGACCAGUAAGUUUAAUGAUGAAAAUGGAUCAGUGGGCGAAACGAUUGACGACAGACCAAUUGAAAUUUCGGAAUUUAUGAAACUUUGCGAACAGCGACGAAAGUUUCCAGUUUUGUAUAAAUUGGAGUUCGAGAUUGCAGAAAAGACAGAGCCCCAUUCUUGUCGGCAUGGAACUAAAAAGGGUAACUUAGAAAAGAACCAGAACCAAAAAUGCAUUCCUUAUGAUUAUAACAGGGUAGUUUUAGAUACCAUAGAAGGCGAACAUGACAGCGAUUAUGUUAACGCCUCAUAUGUAGAUAGCCUAUUGAAACCAAACGCCUAUAUCGUAACCCAGGGCCCCACAGAAGAAACUGUUACAGAUUUCUGGAGAAUGGUUUGGCAGGAAAAAGCAAGCUGUAUUGUGAUGUUGACUAAAACUUUUGAUUUCAUCAAGGUGAUGUGUGUUCAGUAUUGGCCAGCCUCCAAUGACCUAGAAGAAACUUACGGGGGUAUUCACUUAAAAGUCAUUCAAGAGGAAGAAUUAGCCAAUUUUAGAAUAAGAACUUUUAGGCUAUAUAAGAAACAAAAUGAUGGGUCAGUUAUGGAAGAACGAUUUAUUCUUCAAUUUCACUUUACUGAAUGGCAUUGUCACUCCUGUCCCUUUGGCAAUGCACUACUGGAAUUUAGGAGAAGAGUCAGAGCUGUUGUUGGCCAUAGGAUAAAGUCGAAGGAAGCUGGACCGAUGAUAGUACAUUGCAAUGAUGGUGGAGGUAGAUCCGGAGUCUAUUUAUCAGUAGACGCCAAUAUGGAACUUGGUGAAGAAGAAGACAAAUUUGACGUCUUCGGGUAUCUCAAGAAGUUAAGGCAGUCUAGAAUGGGUAUGGUAGAAAAUGUGGAUCAAUACAAAUUCGUCUACGACACCCUCGAAGAGUACGUUACCUGCGGCAACUCCUGGUUUAGCGUGAGUGAACUUUCUCAAAGGCUCAAGCAGAAAUCCCAGAAGAACGCUAUGAGCAAGUUGAACGAGUACCAAAGAGAAUAUAUGCUUAUUUGCAAGCAAACCCCUAAAUUUACUAUCGGAGAUUGUGCUGGAGGUCAUAGAGGAGAUAAUCGGAAGAAGAAUAGGGAUGUUUUGAUUGUUCCACCUGACAAUUUCAGGCCCUACCUAACUUCAUUCCAAGGAAACAAUUUUACUGAUUACAUCAAUGCCGUAUUUGUUGACGGAUAUACUAAACCAAGGGAAUACAUAGUGACGGAAUGGCCGAUAAAAUCGACCCUUGGAGAAUUUUGGUCGUUGGUUUAUGAUUACGAGUGUUCAGCGGUUGUGGUUUUGUGUAUUCCUCCUCAGAAUUCGCAACAGUUUCCAUCUUUUUGGCCCGAAGGUCGUAAUCCUAAAAAAUACGGACCUGUCUUCACGAUAGACCAUAUAUCGCAUAAUCACUAUUCCAAAAUCAAAACUUGGGUAUUCAGGAUAAACAAAAAAGUUAUAUCUCUUACUGAACUUAUGGCCGGUGUGAAGGCGCCUCCGAAAACAGUGCAACUGUUUCAGCUGAUGUGUUGGCCAAUGGGUCACAAAGUACCAACAUCCACUAACUCUCUUGUGGAAUUAAUGAAUAUGGUUGAAAAAUGGAGACAGCGGAGUGAAUAUGGACCUGUUUGUAUUGUGUCUCCGGAUGGCAGAAGUCGCUGUGGAAUUUACUGUUCAGCAAAUGCCUGUAUAGAACAAGUAAUCCAGCACGGCGAAGUGGAUAUUUUUCAGGCAGUUAGAACUGUGAGAAGACACCGGCCGCAAUUGAUAGAGAAUAUUACUGAAUAUAAAUAUUGUUACGAUGUCGUCCUCCAUUACGUCCUCCACUAUCUUCAAAAAGAUUUAGAAGAAUUGAAGGGAACUAAAAAAUAAAUAAUUUUAAGGAAGCUUUUCUAUUAUGUGUACAAUCAAUGGAAAAAAUGCAUGGGAUUUUUUUUGUAUUAGGUAUUAAAUCAAAGAGAUUUGUAAACAAAGUAUGCGACUUUCUGAAUAUUUAUAUGUACUGUUUCUCUAGUUUGAUAUGUAAAACGAGCUACAAUAUAUUGCUCAUACCUUUUCGUGAAAGUAUGUAAUGAAAUAAGUACCCAAAUAUAUUUAUGAAAUCACAACAAUUUUGGUAGUCCAAAGCAAACUUUGUCCAAAGCAACCAAAUCUUUGAGGCCAAACAGAUCUGUGAGUUUUCUAUAAUUAAAAAGUGACCUAUUUUUCUGUGCUAUACGUACGUUACUUACAUGUGUAUAUUAUAUUAAUUAUUAAUGCCUAUAUUUUUAUUACUUUGUUGUUUAUUUUAGGUGUAUUCCUGUGAACGUCUUUAUAUAAAUUAUAUGUUACAGGAAACUGCUUGCUAA